AUGGACAAAAAUAACUUCAAAGAUAAAAGAAAGAAAGAUGGCAAGAAGGAUUUUAAUGACGAUCUAAGAAAAUGUAAAACUAUCAACUGCCCAAACAAACCAGGCAUACCCGAUGUCAGUAGACAUAGAAGCCAUGUUAAAAUCGUUGGUAGGUUAGGUCUGACCACAGACGACAGAUAUGUGUUGAAUUGUGCUGCUACGAUAGAUGAUAGACCAAUUAUUACGAAUAUCACUCAAGAUGAGCCGAUGAGAAACAAACAUGGCGAACAACAAGUUUUCGAGCAUAACCGACGUUCUCGAAACUAUAGUCCAAAUGAAUACGCUUUCAACGAGACUGCUGCUUACAAUAGUGAUUCCUCAAGUGUAUCCCAAGAAAACGGGAGCGAUGGUCAUAUGAUCAGAGUUGAAGAAAGACAAAUGUCUCCUAUAGCAAACAUGGAAGUCCAACAAAAAGGAUCAAACAAGGAUAAAAAAUCUACUUUCCAAAGGCUUGUAUCGCCAAAAGAAUUAUCCCCUAAUAACAAAGAGUAUCUAAGAGAAACUAACAAUAGUAAAAUGUUUAAAAACAAUCCAAAAAGUGUAUCUCCAAAUCGUUUUUCAACAUCUACUAGAAAUCAUAUUCCACUUGGAAGCUCUAGAACAGACGUCUUUAGUAAAAGAAGUAAAGCACAAUUAUCCAAAAAACAAUACCAAAGUAGACAAAAUACGGAAACACGCGGAGCCCAAAAAAAAUUAGACACAAAUAGAAGUUUGGCAAAGAAAGCUUUAGUCGACAAUUAUAUCAACAAACUAGAAACUGAAGAAGCUAAAAAUAAUAGAGACAUAGCAAGACAUGAAUAUGCUCCACCAAAAGAUAAAACUUCAAAGGUCACUGUGAAUAUUGAUGGUGAAUCCGAACGUUAUAAUUUACUUUUUAAACAUGAUAGACAAAAUACAGAUUUUUCAGUAAGAAAAACUGUCAAAUCAAAGAAGAAGACACACCUUGCCUCUAUGGAAAAUUUAUUAAUUUUAUCAGAUAACACUAAAAUCCCUGCUUCUGGGUCGUUAUCACUCUCAGCCAAUUCACCCAAUCCAGGUAAAGCAGAAAAAAAUAUAGAUAAAAGAUCUUCCAACUUAAAUGUUCGAGACAGUAUAGAAGUUUUUCAUGGGCGAACAAGCCUUGGUAACUCUAAACAAAAAGUGGCAGAAAAAAAUAACAACAAUACGAUUGACAAUAAUUAUGAAGGACGGGCUAAGCAUUACCGUGGGGACCCGUGCGUAAUUCCAGAUCCAUCUGAAAGAGACAAGGAGAUAAGGCAGUUGUUGGGUAUUUUAACGGGGCGAAAUCUAAAUGAGCCUAAACCAAAUUCUCGACAAUCUCAGGAAACCUUUAUUGUAAAAAACUGCGAAGAAUGCUUCAUCGAAAACGAAUGCAAAAAGAAAGUAAAACUAAGUAGCAGUCUAGCUAAACUAUUCCCACAAAAAUUUAUUACAAAACUACAAUAUAAAUCAAAGGCUGAUUUAAAACAUUCCGAAGAAACAAAAAAUAAUGAAUUGAACGACAUAUUUCCAAUAAAAACAAAACGUAGAACUGAAGAUGUUCAACCAACAAUUUGCGGAGUCGCACAGCACGACAGAUUAUGUACAAACCAUUCCACAUUGUCAGGUGGCUCUAAAGAUAAUGUUAUUUAUAAUAAUAGAAACGUAGAAAAUGGAAAUGAUGCCAAUCUUAUACUAAAUAGAAAUAUACACGUGUUUUUAGAAGUAGAACAGUUUACAAAACAAAAACCUAUAAUGUUGACUCGAAAACAAUAUAAUAAAGUUAAGAGAACGAUACAAAAUACUGUGUGUAAAAAGUUUAGCAAUGAGAGAAGAAAGGCAAAUUACUAUAGUAGCGUUACAAUUGGAGAAGUAAGAAUAAAAUCCAAAUUUCAGAGAGUGGUUCGAUUAAGCAAGGAGGUUCAAACUGAUAAUACAAAUUUUAAAAAAAUCAGCUCUGAUACGUUAUCUGACAAGUAUAAUGAAUCUGAAUGUUCGUUUAAGUGGGAUAUAGAAAAGAAAAAUGAAAUUAGCGAAUCAACAACAGAGGAAAAUAAAAAUGAUCAGUUAUUGAGUAAGCCAAGAAACAUCGUUUCAUCGAUAGAGGUCCGAUAUGCUAGCGUAUCACUAAUGAAACAUGUUACUUAUUCUUCACUGGCGUGUAAUAAAGACAAUUCGAAUUUUGUGGAACAAAAGGAUUCAAACUCAAUUCAUACUAUUUUUAAAGGUCACAAGAAGUCGGUAACGCCAAACCUCGGGACAUCUGCAUAUUCUUUGUACUCUAGCAAUAGUAACCAUACAAGCGUAAGCAAAGGAUCUAAAUUGAUCGACUCCAAAAAGAAGCCACUACUGCAGCGUUUGGUGUCGUGUCUCAUAAUGAGAUCAAAAGUGUCAGAAAUAAAAAUAGGCAAACCACCUCAUAAGCAACCAACUAAAAAUAGCUCAAUUAACUCGUAUAAUAUCAGCACAUCAUUCGCGGGUGUGGAAAUACCAUCGUCAUUAUACGACACGUCCGCAUCUUUUUAUAGUAACCAUACAAUUAUGCCUGUGUACAAGAUGAAACGAAGCUUCUUCAGUUCCGUUAAAGGAUUUCUUACUCAUCACCGAAAUUGA
Molecule: messenger RNA, 2631 nt
Organism: Pieris macdunnoughi
Lineage: Eukaryota; Metazoa; Arthropoda; Insecta; Lepidoptera; Pieridae
Source: the annotation of a GenBank genome assembly